AACUUACGCGGUAGUGACUUUCAAAUAUGGCGAUCACUGCAAACGAAGUUGCCUGUAGUAGUAACAUCAGUUUAAAGAGCAUAGUUAGUGUCUAUCGAAUGUAAGCGGUUACGGCAGGUUACGGUACCGAAUGAAUUUAUUCUGAGUUGUAUAUUCGAAGAAAAAAGAAGUCAGAUGUUAAGCACUGUCAUUUAACCUAAAAAUGGAGCAUACUAUGCCAUUUUUUCAAACAGUUACACAACGUAUAUUCAGUAACUGGACAGCACUAAAGUUGGCAGUGGAACAUGAUAUGGGUCCAGUAGAAAGUGCAAAGGAAUUUUGUUCAUACAUAACGGAUGUAUUAUAUAUGAAUGAGGGAUUGGUUAGCAGCCAAAUUGCGGCUGAACUAGAUGAUUAUAUGGAUGAUCAGUUUAAUACAGAAGUACAAGAUGACAGUAGUAUACAAAUAGCAGAGGAAUUAUUAAGGUUUCAUCGAUAUUGUAUGGAAGGCAACGAGUCUACAGCAAAAACGGAAUUUGAAAAAUUACCACCGUUACAGUCAUGGUUGAACUUGGAACAACCCACUCGACAAACUCAUUCUCAGUCAGCGAAGCACGAGCUCAAGAACUUGGUUGAAGAUAUGGAUGUAGAUAAGAACGAGCAGGAGGAAGAUGGGUGGACAGUGGUCACAAGUAGGCGAAGCAAAUAAUUUCCAAGUUUCUUUUAUAUGAAAGAUAUUUUUAUUCACCAAUUUUGUUAUGUAUAUAUAAAAGAAUGGAAAGACGUAAUAUGAGAAAUAGACAGGCGCAUAUGUGAUAUGCGCGCAUUCGUUCCACAAUCAUACAAAUUUCAGCACUAUAAUUAUCUACAAAAGUAUAUUUACCUAAGCAGCCUUUUGAAGCAUUGCUAAACGUCAUUUAGCAAGUGUGUCUUCUGUAUCUGUAGGAAAAAAAUAAAAAAUUGAAUCUGUUUUCAUUCAUCUUGAAAAAUUGAA
This is a messenger RNA of Solenopsis invicta (red fire ant), 973 nucleotides long. RefSeq lists its product as uncharacterized. Gene Ontology annotation, biological process: maturation of SSU-rRNA from tricistronic rRNA transcript (SSU-rRNA, 5.8S rRNA, LSU-rRNA). Gene Ontology annotation, cellular component: nucleus. NCBI's taxonomy places the organism in Eukaryota, Metazoa, Arthropoda, Insecta, Hymenoptera, Formicidae. The coding region runs from base 203 to 688 and encodes 161 amino acids. The record is from RefSeq and is a predicted model, not a curated record. The transcript is spliced from 3 exons.